UGUCAACUUCAUCUUCUGUUCUCUCUUUUUCACACCACCGUCCUCUACAUAUUCGAAUACACGACGUCUGUGUAGAAGACUUACUGUGGUCUAUCCUUCUCUCAGAAUACACCUGUCUACUCGUCUCUUGCAUUAGAACAUUGGCUAGCAUCAACAUAUCGAACCUGCGAUACCGUACAUCUGCAUAGACCUGUGCUUCUAGCGUCGAUUGUAUAUUCGAUUUACUUGACCUUGCGACUGCGACUUUCACCCAUUGCGCCAAUCCUUUGUCCAUCAAUAGGAGAAUCCAAAAUGAGCGGCUUUAUCAACCCAUUUAAGCGCCAUGACAGGACGGAAUUUCACGGCGUUAUAAUCCCUCUCUCACAAGCAACUCGCUUCCACCACCUAAACACCGUGACCUCCGACUCGGAAACCCCCGCCCAUAAACCGGACAAUGAUGAAGACAAAGACAAGGACAAACUUGCUCGUGUCGGAUCCGAAGAAAAUGGCGCUGCUUCCAACCCGGAGUAUAGCCACCAGACCAUUGAAGCCAUUCGCGCCGAGGUCGAGGCCGAAGUAUCUACUUCGGGCCAUGAUACCACUUAUGACCGAAAGGCUAAAGUGAUCAAUUUGGCCAUACAAGACAUUGGAAUGGGUCGCUAUCAAUGGCAGCUAUUCAUUCUAUGUGGGUUUGGUUGGUUUGCAGACAAUCUUUGGCUUCAGGGUAUUGCGAUGACCCUAAACCCAGUUGCUCAAGAGUUCGGCAUCUCAGCGACUCAUGUACGCUUCACGACAGCUGCUCUGUUCAUCGGCCUAUGCAUUGGCGCAUCCUUCUGGGGAAUCGCUUCUGACGUCGUCGGACGUCGUCUUGCUUUCAAUAUGACUCUUUUGAUCUGCGGUAUCUUUGGUAUUUGCAUCGCAGCAAGUCCUACUUGGAUUGGUGUCUGUGGCCUGGCUGCCGCUAUGGGUCUCGGUGUGGGCGGAAAUCUACCUGUUGAUGGCGCAUUGUUUCUCGAGUUUCUGCCUUUUGCGUCGGGUAAUCUGCUCACUUUGCUGAGUAUUUGGUGGCCUGUCGGACAGUUAGUGGGAAGUCUCAUUGCUUGGGGCUUCAUCCCCAAUUAUAGUUGCGACAGUGAAUUGCCAGCUUGUUCCGCUGUUGCUGCAGGAGAAGCCUGCUGUCGUAAACAAGACAACAUGGGCUGGCGAUACCUGUGUAUCACCUUGGGAGCCAUAACGUUGGCCAUGUUUGCUUGCCGCUUCUUCUUGUUCCAUCUUUACGAAUCUCCAAAGUUCCUCCUUUCUCGCGGCCGCCAGGAGGAGGCCGUCAGGACUGUCCAUGCCAUUGCCUAUAAGAACAAGGCCCAGACAUGGCUCACGGUCGACAUUCUUAACGAGAUUGGAGGCCACCCCAGCGACGGUGGGAACGCCAAACUCACUCGUAUCGAUAUUAUCAAACGGUCACUGUCGAAAUUCUCCGGCGAGCGUCUGGGACCUCUGUUCCACACCAAGAGACUAGGCUUCACGACUGUGAUCCUUUGGUUUUGUUGGGCUACCAUUGGAAUGGGUUACCCUCUCUUCAACGCCUUUUUACCACAAUACCUCGCUCACGCAGGAUCCGACACCGUCACACCCGUCAACAUCACAUACCGCAACUACGCCAUUACCUCUAUCGUGGGAGUUCCUGGCUCAAUCCUCGGCUGCUACACCGUCAACAUCAAAUACAUCGGCCGCAAGGGCACAAUGGCGAUUUCCACUCUAAUCACGGGCAUCAUCCUCUUCUGCUUCACCGUCUCAAACGACUCCGACAUCCAACUCGUCUGCAGCUCCCUAGAAUCCUUCUUCCAAAACAUCAUGUAUGGCGUCCUGUACGCUUACACACCAGAAGUCUUCCCAGCACCAAACCGUGGAUCCGGAACGGGUAUCGCCAGUUUUUUUAACAGAUUGUGUGGAGUUAUGGCUCCUAUUGUGGCGAUUUAUGGCGCAAAGAAUAAUGCGAGUGCGCCUGUUUAUGCUUCUGGAGGUUUGAUCCUGGCUGCAUUUUGUGCGAUGGUAUUUUUGCCGAUUGAGACCAGGGGGAAGCAGACUUUGUAAAUCUGCUGGAGGUUGGUGAGCAACCAAGAUGGUGUGCAAACUUGUACCUAGGCUCUAAUAGGGUUGCUGUAUACCAAUACCCAGAUUCUAGGUAGAACUGCACAUUGGAAUAUUAUUA
Messenger RNA from Talaromyces stipitatus ATCC 10500, 2188 nucleotides. RefSeq names its product sugar transporter, putative. Gene Ontology annotation, biological process: transmembrane transport. The transcript has 5 exons. The record is from RefSeq and is a predicted model, not a curated record. Gene Ontology annotation, molecular function: transmembrane transporter activity. Bases 292 to 2070 code for a protein of 592 amino acids. Lineage: Eukaryota; Fungi; Ascomycota; Eurotiomycetes; Eurotiales; Trichocomaceae.